Messenger RNA from Mugil cephalus (flathead mullet), 13060 nucleotides. RefSeq names its product vacuolar protein sorting-associated protein 13B-like. NCBI's taxonomy places the organism in Eukaryota, Metazoa, Chordata, Actinopteri, Mugiliformes, Mugilidae. The transcript has 68 exons. The record is from RefSeq and is a predicted model, not a curated record. Bases 167 to 12361 code for a protein of 4064 amino acids.
GGCAGCACCAGGCACUACGGAAGCCGCGUUGGUGUUUACUGAUGACGUUUGAGCUAGCGCCGUGGAGCGAUGUGGCUAACGUCCGUAAACUGGAUGGACAUGUUAUAUUAAACGCCAGUUUCAACAAAUAGCUGCGGAAAGCAAGCUGGAGACAAACAGCUAGAAGAUGUUGGAGUCUUAUGUCACACCGCUCUUGAUGAGCUAUGUGAACAAGUACAUCAAGAAUCUGAAGCCCUCUGACCUGCAGCUCUCUCUUUGGGGAGGGGAUGUGGUGCUCAGCAAGUUGGACCUGAAGCUGGAUGUACUCGAGCAGGAGUUGAAGCUGCCCUUUACGUUCAUGAGCGGUCAUAUCCAUGAGCUUCGUAUCCACGUGCCCUGGACCAAGCUGGGAUCGGAGCCCGUAGUCAUCACCAUCAACACCAUGGAGUGCAUCCUCAAGCUCAGAGACGGAGCCCAGGAUGACCACGACAGCGGCUCUAGCUCCACCAGCCGAAGUGUCUCUGACAGCUCCAAGUCUGUGGCCAAGACACGCCGCCUACAGCAGGCUGCCCCCAGUGACCCAGACCUGCCCCCAGGUUACGUGCAGAGUCUGAUCCGGCGCGUGGUGAACAACGUAAACAUUGUGGUGAACAACUUGAUCCUGAAGUACGUGGAAGAUGACAUCGUGCUGUCAGUCAACAUCACCUCCGCCGAGUGUUACACUGUGGAUGACAUCUGGGAGAGGGCCUUCAUGGACAUUGCGGCUCCAGAGCUGGUCUUGAGAAAAGUGAUCAACUUUGCUGACUGCACCGUGUGCCUGGACAAGCGGAACGCCAGCGGCAAGAUAGAGUUUUAUCAGGACCCACUGUUGUACAAAUGCUCCUUCAGAACCCGCCUCCAUUUCACCUACGACAACAUCAAUUCUAAAAUACCAUCCGUCAUUAAAAUCCAGACGAUGGUGGAGAGCCUCAAGUUGUCCAUCACCGACCAGCAGCUCCCCAUGUUUAUCCGAAUAUUAGAGCUGAUUAUUACCCUCUACUACGGGGAGAUCGGAGGGCACAAAGAGGGUGAGGGCGAAGAGGGCGUUGGUCUCGUCAAGGAGGCUGGAGCGAGUUUACCUGCGAUAGAUGCAGAAAUGGAAAGUCAAGGGUCAAGCCAGUACUCGGGCCAGGAUGUCUACAUGCAGUCCGGGAGUCCUGAAGAGGGAGACCAAGGCUGGGUGUCAUGGGCUUGGUCCUUCGUUCCAGCCAUCGUAGGCGCAGAGGAAGAAGGAGAGGAAGGCCUGUACCAGCAGAGAGAGGCAGGAAGCGUCCCCAACAGCCCCCAGCAACACACUCCCAAAGACCCCAUUGUUUCCAUAGGCUUCUACUGCACCAAAGCUUCUGUUACCUUCAAGCUGACGGAGACCCAGUCGGAGAGCAGCUAUUACAGUCCUCAGAAGGUCAAGUCUAAAGAGGUCCUGUGUCUGGAACAGGAGGGAAUGACUAUUGAGGUGCUCAUGAUGGGGGACCCCUUUUUCGAUUGUCAAAUUGGUUUUGUAGGCUGCCGGGCUCUCUGCCUGAAAGGCAUCAUGGGAGUACGGGAUUUUGAGGAAAACAUGAACCGACGUGAAGAGGACGCGGUGUUCUUCAGCUGCGGAGACAGUCUAAGCAGUAAAGGAAUGACUUACCUCACCAACUCACUCUUUGACUACCGGAGUCCCGAGAACAAUGGAGUCAGGGCUGAAUUCAUCCUGGAUGCUGCUAAUCAUAAGGAGACCUACACGGAGAUAGCAGGCAUGCAGCGCUUUGGUGCCUUUUACAUGGAUUAUCUCUACACAAUGGAGAACGGCAGCGGCAAAGGCUCUCAGGACUUCUCUGUGGUUGGUAUGGAGGAGGUAGCGCCUGUGGUUCAAGAGACGUCCAUCAAGAGGUUGGUGGUGGGGCCUCUGGACAUCCGGCUGCACAGCAGCGCUGUUCACCGCAUCCUCAAGAUGGUGACAUGUGCCAUGGACCACGAGUAUGAGCCGUACUGCAAACCACAGCAAGAAAUCGUUGAGGAGAGCAGUGGCCCAGCUACUCCAGAAGAAAUAUCACGCUUGGAGGAAUUCAUCCCAACCAGACUCACCAGUCUCACCCUGUUACGAGUCUCAGUCACCGUCUCAAUGGCCGAGUUCAACCUCCUCCACACGCUGAUGCCCGUCAUCAUGGGGCGGAAGCAGACUGCACCAGGACCAGUCUCUGUGCCAGCGUUUCAGCCGCUGGAUCCCCUUCCGUCUUUGCAGUUCCAGGUGGAAAGGGUCAAUCUUGAACACUCUGUGCCCAUGUAUGCUCAAGAACUGGUCACCGCUGUCAGCAGUCUUAACCAGCCUUCAGACAACCUGCUGCAUCACUGCUAUGCACACCUCUGCCUCAAGGUGUUUGGGUUCCAAGCAGGCUUGACGUGCCAGGACAACGCAGGGGCUUUUCUGCCUCUCAUUCCCAUCAUCCCUUCCUUCAGCACUGCGCUCUAUGGGAAGCUGAUUCAGAUGCCUGUCUUCUGGAGCAAAAGGUCUUCGGUCCCCACCACAGAGUGUAUCUUCGAGCUUCCCCACUUCACUGUACAAGCCACGAGGGCCCAGACGCUUUUGCUCCAAGCGAUCUGUCAGAGCUGGACCCACAGCACGGCCAACGGAGCCCCGCCGACGCUCAGUGAAAGUUUGCUCAAUGAGGUGUACAAAGCUCCAGGUGUGAAAUAUCAAGGCCCGUCACCGACUCUCGAGGGCUCGGUCCAAAAUCUGGAGCUGAAGUUCUGCAGCCGUGCGACGGUGAAAUGCGCCUCGGGAACCGUGGGAGCUGUAAAAGUGUGCGCCAGGACCCCAGGCUCAGGAGAGGGUGCGAAAGAGAAGCUGGUUCCUCUGAUUCAGGGCCCGUCUGACACCAAAGAACUUCACAUGAGCCGCUGGCUCAAUGAGAUCCGCAAGCCCGAGUCUUUGCUGGCCCCCGACCUGCUGGCGUUUUCUGUUCAGGUGCCUCAGCAAGGAGACGACUGCAGGAACUCAGGUGCAGUCCUGCUGGUCAGUGUUCAGGGCAUAGCCGUCAAUGUGGACCCGAUCUUCUGCACAUGGCUGUUGUAUCAACCCCACAGAGGGAGCAGCAGGCAGCAGCAGCAGAAUCCGGGCCCAGCUCCUAAGAGAAGAGACGACGAGGUGUCGGUGGGGAGCACGCCGAUGGCUAAGCAGGCCUCCAAUCAGGCCUCAGACUACGCCAGCAGCCCCGUCAAAACCAAGACGAUGACAGAGUCUCGUCCCCUGUCCAUCCCAAUGAGGGUGAUGCCUGACGCCACGACCGAGGAGUCGUGGACGACGUCUGAAGAGCGAAUGAAGGAGCUCAUCGCCCACGCCUGGGAUGCUGUCAAACGACUUACACUACAGCUGGAGCUGCAGUCAUGCUGCGUUUUCCUGCCCAACGACAGCCUCCCGUCUCCGGGCACCAUCAUCUGCGGUGACAUUCCCGGCACCGUGCGUAGCUGGUACCACAACCAGGCUUCCAUGCCCGGGACUCUGGUGGUCUGCCUUCCCCAGAUAAGCGUCAUGAGCGCCGGGCACAAGUACAUGGAGCCACAGCAGGAGCUCCCCUUUGUGGUCUCGAAGCCCAUCUUGGAGGAAGGCGAUGCCUUCCCAUGGACAAUAAGCCUGAGCCAGUUCAGCAUAUACACGUUGCUGGGGCAGCAGCAAAGCCUGAGCCUGCUGGAGCCCAUGGGGUGCACCUCCACACUGGCCGUCACGUCUCACAAGCUGCAGAGCUGCUCUGAAGGAAGGAACUCCUUUGUUGUCUGCCUCCACGUCGAUCUGCAGCCGGUCCACGUCAAGUGCUCCAACCCUCAGGUUCAGCUGCUGUACGAGCUCCUCCUCAGCUGGAGCUCCACGUGGGCUCGUCUCCAGAGACAUGGCAUCCUGCGUCAAACCUCCAGCGUCCCCCAGGACCCCCCGGCCGGGGCCGCUCCAUCUUCUCCGGUGCGCAGCAGCGCCGGCACCGCCCUGCCUGACACCAGCACCUGCAGCCCCUCUGCAGAUUUUGGCUCCCCUACCGAGGGUGACUCUGUGCCUGCCGGAGACGAUGGUCCAUUCGCUGACACAGUGACUCUGGAGCAGAAGACAAACAGCAUCGGUGGAACCAGUGGGAAAGUCAGUCUUUGGAUGCAGUGGAUGUUACCCAAGGUCACAGUUAAACUGUUUGCUCCCGAGCCAGCUGCCAAAAAGACAGACAUAUGUGUCAUCGGUGAACUAGAAGACCUGAGUGCAUCUGUAGAUGUCCAGGAUGUUUAUACAAAGAUCAAGUGUAAAGUUGGGAGCUUCAACAUCGACCACUACAGAUGCAGUAUGGAGGAGGGUGUUCGGAGCUCGGGCGGCUGUGGAGGAGUGGUCCUCUCUUGCACUGACAAGCUGAACAGACGCACUGUGUUGGUUCGACCCGUCAGCAAGCAAGACACUUUCAGCCACUUCUCUGGCUUUUUCCCUCCUACGGCAGCUAAGGUCCUGGAGGGCUCUCAUCAGCAGCACGGCUUCCUGUCAAUCACCUACACUCAGGCCGUCACCAAAAACGUCCGUCACAAACUCACCAGCCGGCCGGAGCGUCCGACACGUGGCGGCGCCUCCACCGCCAGCCAGCGGGUGACGACCGAUCCUCUGGCAGACAGCUCGCCUCAGUACUUGAGAGAGAUCCUGCUGACAGCUCAGCCCUUUGAUGUGGUUCUGUCCUGUCCCUUGCUGGCCACCGUAGCUGGGGUUUUCCAGGCUACGGUACCAAGACGCUACAGAGAGCGCGGGAAGUCAGCAGGGCAGCCAAUGAGGAGCCACACGUUGACCUCCCGCUGUUUGCCCCUCAUCUACAUCAACACCAGCGUGAUCAGGGUCUUCUGCCCCGGGUCGCAAGACAAGGCCGCCGCUACGUCCGGAGAGCCCAAUGUGAAUAAAGAAGACACCCUGGCAAUAAAGUUAGGGUCCCUCAGCAUGGCUCCUCAGGCUGAUAACCCACUGACCCGCACGGUGCUGAGAAAAGACAUCUACCAACGUGCGUUGAACCUUGGCGUCCUGCGCGAUCCAGGUUCAGAAGUGGAGGACCGUCAGUAUCAGAUCGACCUCCAGUCCAUCAACAUCGGAACCGCUCAGUGGGAGCAGCUCAAGCCGGAAAAAGAGGGAAUCAAAGGAGGUGUGUCGGCGGAGAGCGAGCGCAGCUCCCAGAACCCGGCCCUCGAGUGGAACAUGGCGAGCAGCAUCAGGAGGCAACAGGAGCGUCGGGCCAUCCUGACACCAAUCCUAACCGACUUCUCCGUUCGAGUGACUGCCGCCCCAGCCAUCAUCUUCAGCAAGAGCCUCUCCCCCGACAGUGGUCAGACAGAGGAGGUGGUGGUGUGUGGCCACUCUCUGGAGGUGAAUGUGACCAGCAGCCUGGAUUUCUACCUCAGUAUCGCCCAGGUGCAGCUCCUUCAGCAGCUUCUCAGAGACAACAUGGUGGGCAUGGAUGCUCCCGAGAAAAGUGCCGAGGUGCGACGGCACGAGCAGAAGCGGGGCAGCCGAGACCCCGCGGGACGAACCGACACCUCGUCGCGCCACAGCGGGACCGGGCAGGACAGCGGCUUCGGCAGCGACAGCGCCCGCAUCCGCAUCGUCCAAAUAGAGCAGCAGAGCGGGACCAGCCACCACUGCAUCGCUAGGCCAUCCCACAAGUCCACCAUCACCAAGAACCUCAACUUCAUCCCCUUUGACAUCUUUCUCACCGCGAGCAAACUGUCCAUCAUGACCUACGCUAGCUCCAGUCCCCCGAAGGCCCUGUCCUCAUCGUCGGACACACACAGCACACCAGAGAAGAAGGAGUCUGGGGACAAGGUGGGGAAGCGUGCCCUCAACCAACCUGACAUCCAGUCUGGGUCUCCUCCACCCUCGGCCUCCACGGAUCCCGCUCCGGCCGCCCAGGGUUCGCUCGCCGGUCUGACCGCUGAGGACAUUCUCAACAGCAACACCUCCCAGCCGGCCUCCCCGCUGCUGAGAGGAAGUCUGCUCUCCCUCGAUGGCCUGCCCACUCCCACCCGCUCCUCAGCCCGCCAGGCGCUGGGGAUUACCAUAGUUAGGCAGCCGGGCAGGAGAGGGGCUGGGGACCAGGUGUUGGAGCCCCUCUUGUACCUCCAGGUGAUGCAGCCGUCUGCUCUGCUCAGCUGCCACCACCGUAAACAGAGGAUGGAACUGUCCGUGUUUGAUGUGGCCUUAAGAGGAGUAGCUUCCGACUACAAGUGCCUGGACCCGGGGAAGACACUGCCAGAAUCCCUGGACUACAAUGUGUUUUGGCUUCAGACAGUAGCCGGAGAGGUGGACAGUAAAACAGGCAUCCCUCCCCCUCUGCUCUGCCUCCAAAUCAAAGAUUUCCUCAACGGCCCAGCCGAGCUGAAUGUGGAACUAUCACGGCCCCUGAAAAUCAGCGCCACUUUGGCAAAGCUGGAGCAGGCCAAAGGUUACCUGAAGAAGGUCCUACCGAACCACACGUGGGACUCCUCCAGUAAACCGCCGCCCGCUCCCUACACCCCUCAUUCUUCCCCUAUGAAAAUGCGGCACAGGACCUUCCCUCCUCGCUCAGACCCGCACCAUCAGGCCACCUCUCCAGGUGAAGCCAGUGGUGUCGGGGGCCUGGCGCUGUCCUUCCACAGGGUCUUGCUGAACACUGCCCAGAUUUUAGUAGUCAUGGAAACAGAGGCCCACCCAAUGAGGCCUAGCAUGACUGUAUCGGUGUCAGCCAUGAUGGGGAGUCUGAACAUGAAGUCCGGGCCGAGAGUAGAAGAUGCAGUUCAGUCUGCCUCUGUGCUGCUGGAGUUGAAAGAUAUGCUGGUGAGAACGGGGCUGAAGGAGCGGAGCCGCGUCCUGCUGGGGCCGUUCUCCUGCGGCGUCUCCCUGGAGGCCCGGUGGUGUCGGCACAGCGGCAGCCCUGGACACGAGCCCGGCCCCCCUAAACUGCUGCUGGACCUGAAGGGGGGCCUGCUGCAGGUCUUCUGGGGUCAGGAACAUCUGAACUGCCUGAAGCUGGUGGAGGAGCACCUCAGUGCCUACCUCCACGCCCAGAAAGGGGAUUCAUCUCAUAGCUCCUCUAAGGGCAAGGCUACCCACAAUGCACCACCUCCCUCCCCGGGCUCUCCAUCUCCUCGGACGGAGCACAGCUCCGACGACUUGCGCACGGGACAUUUUCAGUACAUCCAAGACUCAGCUUUGCAGAGGCUACCGGGUCCCCAUGAGGUCGUGUUCUACGGCGAGACGGAGGACAGUCCGGGGGUGAUGCUGUGGAGAUACCCCGAACCCCGCGUCCUCACCUUCGUCCGGAUAACACCUGUUCCUUUCAACACCACGGAAGACCCUGAGAUCAGCACCGCUGACCUGGGAGAUGUGCUUCAGGUACCGUGCAGCUUAGAGUAUUGGGACGAGCUCCAGCAGGCCUUUGUUCCGUACCGGGAGUUCAGCCUGUCAGAGAGCCGCCCGUGCCAGCUGCAGCUGCCCAGCCUCAGCCUCACCAGCCAGCAGAAGGAGCUUGUGGCCUCAGACCUGUGGAGGAUUGUACUCAACAACAACUCGGAGGGAGGAGAUGAACAGAGUUCUGAUAGUGAGAGCGGGUCACAGCUCCCCUGUGACCAGUUGGUGUCUCCGAUGGCGUUGGCGGCUUGUACCCGCGUCGACUCGUGCUUUGCACCCUGGUUUGUCCCUUCCCUGGGUGUGUCGCUACAACUAGCACAGCUGGAGGUGCACUUCUGCCACCAUCUAGAGCAGCUUGGUACAGCUCCAUCCCGGCAACUUCACCCGUUCCUGCCAGACCGAAAGUUGCCUCAGGAACAGGAGUUCAUGGUGAUCGGUGCUCGGGAGCCGCGAGUGUUUUUGCACCAGUGGAGCAACGGACCACGUUUCUGUCAAGAGUUCAGCUUCUCCACUCGGCUGGACUGCAAGCUGCUGGAGUAUCGAAACUUAACGCACCUUCAGCUCCUGCAGCCUUGUGUGCUACAGGGCCAAGCUGCCGCCACUUGCUGCCCCCAGAGCACCUCUUUGGAUGUGAAUGUGUUUGUGGAUCCAGUGUUCCUCAAUGUCAGCCAGUAUGCCAUCCAUACCGUGGACACCGCCCUGCACAGCUGGCAACAGAAUCAGAACCCAGAAGCCGAGGAGCUGUUUUUCAGCCACUAUGUGAUCUGUAAUGACACACACGAGACUCUGCGGUUUGGCCAGGUGGACACAGAUGAGAAUGUGCUGUUGGCCAGCCUCCACAGCCACCAGUACAGCUGGAGGUCCCAUAAGUCCCCCCAGCUGCUGCACAUCUGCAUCGAGGGAUGGGGGAACUGGCGCUGGUCGGAGGCCUUCAGCGUGGACAAUGUGGGGACUCUGCUGAGGACCAUCCAGUACAAAGGACGCACCGCUUCGCUCAUCAUAAAGGUCGUGCAGCUCAGUGGUGUCCAGAAGCAGGUGAUCAUCUGUGGGCGGCAGGUGAUGUGCAGCUACCUGACUCAGGACAUCGAGCUGCGAGUGGUGCAGCACUACGUGGGGCCCGACGGCCAGACGGUGGUCAGGGAGCACUGCGACUGCCUGGAGGCCGGAGCCAAGCUGCCCUCCUAUGUGCUGGAAGACGUGGAGAUGACGGAGCUGUGCGUGAGGGCGCGAGGAGACGAAGACUGGUCCCAGGAUGUUCAGCUGGAGAGGAGGGACAAGGGCGGCAGCAGCUCUGUCGUGCAGGUGCCCUGUUCCAGUGGUUCUUUGCUUUACGUGUGGUGCACUCUCAUCACCAUCGAACCUGGCUCCCACAUGCAGCAGAGAGUGGUGGUUUUCAGUCCACUGUUUGUCAUGAGGAGUCACUUGCCGGAUCCACUGAUCGUCCACAUAGAGAAAAGGAGUCUAGGACUGAGAGAGAACCAGCUGAUUCAUGGCCAGGGCCACCAGGAGCCCCUGUUAAACACUGAAGCGGACCUUACCCACCACCUCACUUUCCAGGCCAGGGAGGAUGAAGACGCUUCACAAUGCGCCGUGCCCAUCUCCACCAGCCUGAUCAAGCAGAUAGUGAACAAGACUGGGAGUGAAGACAACCCGGAGCACAUCCUGGCAGAUUUCUAUGGUCCCAAGUCCACCACUGAGCCACCGUGGCCUUAUCUCACCAAAGACACUGAGAGGUCAGUGCUAGAGCCUCUCGCCCAAUGGGACAGUCCAAUGCAGGUGAAGUUGUCCUGCUGGAAGUCUGGUCUGAACACGCUGCUGGUGGAGCUGCUCCCCUGGGCCCUGCUGGCCAACGACUCCCAAUGGGAUCUCUGGCUCUUUGAAGGAGAAACCAUUGUGCUGCAGAUACCGGCCGGAAAGGUUAUUGUACCACCCAACUUUAAGGAAGCUUUUCAGAUUGGCAUCUACUGGGCCCACACCAACACCGUCCACAAGUCUACAGCUCUGAAACUGGUCCACGACCUGACCUCCCCCCGGUGGAAGGAGGGCUCGAGUUCAGAGAUGGUCACUCUGGACGAAGAGGGAUAUGUAGAAGCUGACAUCACCUUGGGAGCAUUUCCUGGCAAACAGAAGCUGUGUCAGUUCUGUGUUUCAUCUGUGGUGAGACAUGGCAUCCAGAUAAUACAGAUAGAGGACAGGACAAUACUUGUCAACAACACUUCGUACACGAUACACUACAGGCCUCUGCUGAGUAACAACGCCCUGGGAGCUGAUGACCAGGCCUGUGAGAUACCAGAGACAGCCAUGUUCACCUUGCCUCCUUGUGAGGAGUCGUCCCUCGCUAAGCCGUGCUCAGUGCCAUGCUGGGACCUCGUCCAAGCCAACGUCCAGGGAAACGUUGAGUUCCCGUUGCCGCUCAGACACAUGCUCUUCAGCGUGCUCCCAGGGCCAGAUGCCGGAGUUGGAUCAGCGGCGUGGAGCCUCCCCGCUCCCAUCCGACCGGACUUCCCCAGGCAGAGUUUGUCCGUUCCCGGGGAACCAGACUCAGGGGGUGGCCUGAGCAGCAGAGCUAUCGUACUCACAUAUCAGGAGCACCUUGGGGUGACAUACAUCACUUUAAAUGAGGACCCCUGUCCCCGCAUGCUCAUCCACAACAAGUGUCCCAUCCCACUGGUGUUUAAGGAAAAUGUCAAAGAAACUCCAAGGACUGAGGUGUUCUGUCGUCCUCUGCCUGCUAACUGUUCCCUGCACCAUGAGCUCUACUACCACUUCUCCAGUUUCCCAGAGUGUAGGCAGAAAGAGACGCUGCCCACAGUGCUGCUGAAAACCACCUCAGACCACAGCACCACCGACUGGACAGACCCCAUAGACAUCAACUGCCCUGGCACUCAGGUGGUGUUUCUGCCGGGCUUCGGCUGCCUCUAUGUGGACGUGUUGUAUGAGAACGGCACCCUGGUUCUGUCUCUGGCGCCCGAAGGCAGCGUGGCCGCUAUAGUCAACCAACACAGCAGGUCUUCCAAGCUGUCUUUUCGGGUCCUCCUGAGUGAAGCCAGCGUGGUGAUAAGUGACGACAUCACCAGUCCCACCGGCUCCGUGGAGCUGCUGAGACUCACGUUAACCAAGCUUCUCCUCAGCCUGGCCCCCACACCCACCUCCCUUCCCUCCGAGUUCGAAGUAGACCCCGGCGUGGGCGCAGCGUCCAUCUCCGCUGCGGUGUCCGACGCCUCUCUAAUCGAGGUCUACUGCUCGAGCCUGCAGGUGGACAACCAGUUGUACAACCGCGCUAGUUUCCACUUCCCCGUGCUGCUGUGCCAAGACCAGAGAGGGGGAGUCGAGCCCGGGGGUCAGUGGAGCAGCGACGCCAACCCUACAGAGUCCCCUGAAGCUCUGGACGCGUUCAAAAGCUCCUGUUUUCUGCAGCUGAGAAUUAGACUGUCUGGGGACAGAUGCACUGUGGAGGAGGUCUCCCUCCAGCUGCAGCCGGCCAGAGUCUACCUCGAAGACACUUUUGUGUACUACAUUAAGACCUUGUUCCACACCUACAUCCCCGAAAGUGCUUUUGCCCCCGCAAAGUCCCAGAGGUGCCAAAAGUCUGGAUCGGCCCCAGUUCUCCCCGAACAGGUGAUCCAGUCGGUGCAGGCGUUGGUCCAGCCCGUGCGGCUGCAGAGACUGACCAUCCAGCCGGUCAACCUGCUGGUCAGCAUCCACGCUUCCCUGAAGCUCUACAUUGCUUCAGACCACACUCCCCUCUCCUUCUCUGUGUUCGAGAGAGGACUGGUCUUCACCACAGCCAGGCAGCUGGUUCACGCGCUGGCGAUGCAUUACGCUGCUGGAGCCCUUUUCAGAGCUGGAUGGGUGGUGGGAUCUCUGGAGAUCUUAGGAAGUCCUGCCAGUCUGGUGCGGAGCAUCGGUAACGGCGUGUCCGACUUCUUCCGCCUCCCGUACGAGGGUCUGACCCGUGGCCCCGGAGCCUUCGUGAGUGGAGUGUCCAGAGGGACCACCUCCUUCGUCAAACACAUUUCCAAAGGCACCCUGACCUCCAUCACCAACUUAGCUACGAGCCUGGCGAGAAACAUGGACCGUCUGUCCCUGGACGAGGAGCACUACACCAGGCAGGAGGAGUGGAGGCGACAGCUCCCAGAGAGCCUCGGGGACGGGCUGAGGCAGGGACUGUCACGACUCGGCAUCAGCUUGUUAGGAGCAAUCGCCGGCAUCGUGGACCAGCCCAUGCAGAACUUCCAGAGGAGCUGGGAGAUGCAGAGCUCGGCUGGUAGCAAAGCCAAAGGAAUGAUUUCUGGCGUGGGCAAAGGCAUCGUGGGGGUUUUCACCAAGCCCAUUGGAGGAGCAGCCGAACUGGUGUCCCAGACUGGAUACGGCAUCCUCCAUGGAGCCGGGCUGUGGCAGCUUCCUAAACAGCUCUACCUGCCCACAGAAGAGAAGUCAGCUCUGGCCCCGAACAGCCACCUAAAAUAUGUCUGGAAGAUGCUUCAGUCUCUGGGGAGGCCGGAGCUCCACAUGGCCCUGGAGGUGACCAUCGUGAGCGGGUCAGGUCAGGAGCACGCCGGCUGUCUGCUGCUCACCUCCGAGGUGUUGUUCGUGGUCAGCCUCAGCGAGGACACCCAGCAGCAGGCCUUCCCCAUCACAGAGGUGGAGUGUCGGCAGGAUCCGGGACAGCCGGGCCAGCUGACUCUCACGUUACAUCAGCAGACGGUGGCCAGCGACACGGAGGGUGACGGCGUCCGCGAGCGUCUCUCAGAGCUGCAGUAUCGCCGCCUGGUGGAUUACGUGACGCGAGCCUCCCAGUUCCUCUCUCCCUCCGUCGCGUCUCUCCAGCUGCAGCCCCCGGUGACGCUGGCGGAGCCGCCGGCCUCCGUCACCAAGGGUUACCGCUACCUGGUGGACCCCGCCUUUGCCAAGGUGUUUGUGAGCAAGUUCACCAUGGUGAAGAAUAAAGCCUUACGCAUCGGCUUCCACUGACGCGCCAGAGCACACCUGAGACUGAUGGCUAUAAAAAAAACAAAACAGACCUUUUACUCUGUUUAUUUUUUAUAAAUAAGCCUUAAAAAACUAUUACACUCUGUUACCUGUUCCUCACCUUUUGAUGUAAAAGUUAACUUUUGUAUAUUUAAGUCCACUUGGUGGCGCACGCCUUAGGGAAUUAGAGCAAAGUAGGGAAAAAAAAAACUCAUCACACAACUAUCAGUGGGGUUAGAGUGAGUUUUAAUCAUAGAAACACAUUUCGUUUCAGUGAACGCUAAAACAAAAAGGAGUUAAAGUCAGCGUGAAACCUUCCUCAGUGUUACAGAUAGAAAUGAACAGUCUGUGACGGUUCACUCUGCUUCACGACGGCUCUCUGUGUUUACACUCUGCAUCUAAUGAGUCUCACGCCAACGUUAAGUGCAAUAUUAAAUACAUGUUGAUGGACACUAGAGACAGCAGCUGUCAACCAAAAUGUCUUUUUUUUUUUUUACAAAAUAUAAAUGAUGUAAGAUACUGGUUUGACAGUAACACUGUUGUUUGUAACCUUACGUUGAUGCCAACCCUCUUUGUGAUGCAAAUACAUUAUUGUUGCCUUUUAUAUUGUUGUUGUAAGAUUUUACGUCAAAAUGCCUUAAAUGUGUAAAUCCAUAAUAUAUUAAUCAAGAAUCUUGUUUAUUAAAAACUUGUAGAAAUGUC